CUCAUUCCUCCUUUUUAUCUCCUUUCUCAGUUUUACUUUGGACGACUACGAUUUUUAUUUUGCAUUGGAGCAGAGAAAAUAGCUGAUACAAUCGCGCUAAUCAGAAACGGAAACCACCAUUUUCGGAAAAACAUAAAAACAAAGAUGGCGAUUAUUUUAUAUUAAUCACGGUAGUUCGAUCUCCCACUUCCAUAGUUUUUACUUAUUGUUUCCUUUCUUCAUUAAAAAAAAAAAUCCCUCUCCUGCUGUCUCUCUUUGCAAAUGUUUGGAAAUUUCAUCUUUUUGCCUAAAAAGUUUUAUCUCUGUCCCUUUGACUGCAGAUUGAACGGAAAAUAAAUAAUUUUUUUUUCUUUUUUCCUAACUUUUGUUGUUGAUUUCUUCAUUCAAAUGUUUUUCGGUUGAAACAAAAGAAGAACGACAAAAACCAGAAAUGUCUGUUGUAGAUGUUGCUUUGAGUCCGGUUCGUCGAGAAGCGGUUCACUCUUCUGGUUAUUGCUAUAACCAAGCGGGUGACUCGAUCUUGAUUUACCUUUCGGUUUCCGGUUCGGUGAUUCCGAUGCGGGUUUUAAAAUCCGAUUCGAUAGCCUCCGUCAAGCUUCGGAUCCAGACAUGUAAAGGCUUUGUAGUGAAGAAACAGAGGCUUGUUUUCAAAGGCAGAGAAUUGGCUCGCAACGAUUCGCUUGUUAAAGACUACGGCUUGAAAGGUGGGAAUUUUUUGUACCUAGUUUUAAAACUUUCCAAUCUUUUGCUCAUCACUGUAAGAACAAGUUGCGGGAAAGAGUUUGAAUUGCAUGUUGAUAGGUUUAGAAAUGUUGGGUAUUUGAAACAAAGGAUAGUUAAACAAGGGAAAGGUUUCGUUGAUGUUGAUGAACAAGAAAUCUUUUGUAAUGGUGAAAAACUCGAUGAUCAAAAACUAAUUGAUGAUUUAUGUAAAGAUAAUGAUGCUGUGAUUCAUUUGAUGGUUCAAAAAUCAGCCAAAGUUCGAGCUAAGCCUGUUGAACCAGUUAGAGAUUUCUGGUUUGAACCAGUUAUUGUGAACCCCAAAGUGAAAUUGCCUUGUUUUAUGUUGGAUAUGAUACAUUCUACAUUUGAUGGGUUGGAUAUAGGGAACCAGCCAAUUCGAUCACCGGAAGGGACAGGAGGGGCUUACUUUAUGCAAGAUAAGUUGGGGGUUGAUUAUGUUUCGAUCUUUAAACCGAUCGAUGAGGAGCCGAUGGCAGUUAACAAUCCACAUGGAGUCCAUGGAUCAUCAAAUCGUGAAGGGUUGAAAAAGGGUACAAGAGUUGGAGGAGGAGCAGUGAGAGAAGUGGCUGCUUAUAUAUUGGAUCAUCCCAAGAGUGGACCUCGGUCUUUGUCUGGUGAGAUGUCGGGGUUUGCUGGUGUACCUCCUACUUGCAUGGUUCAGUGCUUGCACAAAGGGUUUAACCAUCCAAAUGGGUAUAAAUGUGCACCUGAGAAUGUUAAGGUUGGGUCCUUACAGAUGUAUAUGAAGAAUGCCGGGAGUGGUGAGGAUGUAGGUCCAGGAGGUUUCCCUGUGGAGGAAGUGCACAAGAUCAGCGUGCUCGAUAUAAGAAUGGCAAAUGCCGAUCGACACGCCGGUAAUAUCUUGAUUGGUAAAGGGGAAAAUGACCAAACUGUGCUUAUUCCAAUUGAUCAUGGCUACUGCUUGCCUGAGAAUUUCCAGGAUUGCACAUUUGAUUGGCUUUAUUGGCCACAAUCACGACAGCCUUACUCCAAAGAGACUAUAGACUAUAUAAAAUCACUGGAAGCUGAACAAGAUGUUGCACUUCUGAGAUUUUACGGGUGGGAUGUUCCCGUCGAGUGCGCUCGCACGCUCUGUAUCUCGACCAUGCUUUUGAAAAAAGCAGUCGACCGGGGUCUUACCACUCCCUUUGCUAUUGGAAGCAUCAUGUGCAGGGAAAUUGUGAACAAGGAAUCUGUGAUUGAGCAAAUUGUAGAUGAAGCUCAAGAUUUGUUGCUUCCAGGCAUGAGUGAAGCUGCAUUUAUGGAGACUGUGUCUCAAGUCAUGGAUUCUUGGCUUGACAAGCUCACAAACUAAAGCUACCUAUAUGGUCUGUUCAUGGUACAUAUUUGAACGUAUUGAGUUAAUGAUGAGUCCAUUUUUGUAAGGACCACAAAUUAUGUCAAUGUAGAUAGCUUAUCCUUCAUAGGAGAUUGAAGCUUUCCUUUAUUUAUUUAUUUAUUUUUUAAACUCUAUCAACUUAUUACUUGAUCCUGUAUUAAUAUGUUGAACAGAUUCAAAGAUAAUGAAAUAAUAGGUAGGCAUUGAUGAUUGGGUUUGAUGUAAAA
Gossypium raimondii (Peruvian cotton) is the source of this 2310-nucleotide messenger RNA. RefSeq names its product phosphatidylinositol 4-kinase gamma 2. The record is from RefSeq and is a predicted model, not a curated record. Gene Ontology annotation, molecular function: protein binding. Bases 431 to 2059 code for a protein of 542 amino acids. The transcript has 2 exons. Lineage: Eukaryota; Viridiplantae; Streptophyta; Magnoliopsida; Malvales; Malvaceae.